AUGGAAGAUUUGAGAUUCCCUGAAAACACCAGCAUUAAAGACUUUGCCUAUUCUAAAAAUAACCCUUUGAGGUAUGGGAAUUUUGAAGAUGAAGAAGAAGACUAUGAAUAUGAAUAUGAGUAUGAAUAUAACCAGGAGAACGUAGAGAUUAAUCAACAAGCCAUUGCAUUAUUUGACUUCAAGCCAGAGAACGAUAAUGAAGUAGAAUUGGUAGAAGGUCAAACCAUAUGGAUAAGUUAUCGACAUGGACAAGGAUGGUUAGUGGCUGAAGAUCCUAAUACUGGGGAAAAUGGAUUGGUACCAGAAGAAUACGUUGAAAUCCUUGAUGUAGCCAAACCUUACAUAACAGUUUUGGAUCAAAUCAACGACAGCCAGGACCUUGAUAAUGAAGAUAACGAUAAUGAUAAUGAAGAGAUUAAUGACAUUCUGGACACCAUCAGCAGUAUUAAAAUGUAA
Yamadazyma jaroonii is the source of this 456-nucleotide messenger RNA. The record is from the annotation of a GenBank genome assembly. Lineage: Eukaryota; Fungi; Ascomycota; Pichiomycetes; Serinales; Debaryomycetaceae.